AUGCCUCCCUCCCAGCCCACCAACGGUCAACCCGGCUUCAAAUCCCGCUUCUCCCUCCUCACGCUCCUCCCCUCCCGACAUCCCCCUCUCCACAUCUCUCAGCCCCAGCCGCUCCUCCCUUCCGAACUCCAACUCCGUUCGGUUCCGCGGUACGACACCCACCUGUCCUCACGGCAUACUAGCGCGGGCCCCUCGGGCAACGGCCGGAUAAUCAGCCAAUACGCCAGCCCGCUUACAAGCUAUCCGGAGACACCUAUGCUCCCCUCGGAGGAGCGUGGCGGGUCACCUGCCAAGUGCAGACGGCCGCCCCCUAUCGACCUCACUCGGGUUCGCGCGGCUUAUCCUACCGAGCAAGCCAUCAACGGUGCUCCGGCCUCGAGGGAGAUCGACCUCGGUACCCCUUCUACCCCAUCCCCUAUCUCGCCAUUCGCCAGGUCACGUCCGCCCGUCUCGCCUCCUAUCCUUCCUCCUCUCCCACCGGCUCUAAAGAAGAGCAAGGCGAAACGGGAGGCCAAAGCGGUCGUUGACGACCCGUUCGAAAUAGCCGUCGUCGAGUCGGGACACCGGUACGCCUCGUGGCAAGGCGGCAAGGUGGACAUCCGGCCGGGGCAGGUGAUACCCCGGGGCCUGGUGGAAUCGCAUGACUCGCGGCAAGGGCAAGGGGAGAGGCGGAACACGAUCCAAGGCGAGAACCCAGAGGAAGAAGGGGAGGUCUACGACUCGGUCCUCCAGCACGUAUUGCUCACGCCGACGUACCUCCGCUCCUCGCCCUCUUCGACUCAUCAUACCAUAUCGGGCAGACGCGGCCAGCGCGAGACGAUGCUCGAGAAGGCAAAGCGGCUGUCUCGCUUCGUUCCGCUCUUACCGAGGCGGGACGACCCUACGGCGCGGGCCGUGCGUGAUAUGCGCGAGCGAGAAGGGGCAGAGAUGGACCGGUUCAGGCGGGUAGGGCUGCAGUUGGGGUCGCGGUCGGCGCUUGAUCUAGGAAGUCCGGUCCCGAAGGGAGGGAGAUCGCCGGGGCAUAUCGGGGAGAAGGAGGAAAUGGUCGGAGGGGCCGAAAGGAGGCAGUAUGAGCGAUACGAUGUCAAGGAUCUGCGUGACGUCAAGGGUGGUGCGCUGAGGAAGUAUGCAAAGGCUGAACGGAGGAGGGAGUGCUGGGGAUGGGGAAGGACGAGGAGGAGCAAGGAGGAGGUAGCGGAGUUGCCAUUCAUGAAGAGGAUGUUCCAUAAAUUCCGCCUGCUCUUACUCAUCCUUCUCCUCGUCAUUGCCGCCAUCGUUCUCGCGGCGAUUUUCCUCACUCGCAAACCAGCGUCCUCAACCGGGUCCACGCCUUCUCCCUUGGACAACUCUACCAACUCCGCUAACCCCGCUCCGACCCAGUCUGGCAGCGCUUCAGCCUCCAUCCCUCCCUCUGGAUCAGCUACAACCGCCGCUCCAGCCCCAAGCUCCACAUCACGUACCCUCCAGACAUGCCUCGACCUCUACACUUCCUCCUCUACCGCUCCGUACCCAUGCUCAGACUGCACACCUCUCCUCCUCGGCACGACCAACGACUUUACCACCCCGCUCGUCAAUGGGAACUCGACCGGCAUUGGCGCAGCGCUCCAGUACUGCACGCUGAUGGAUGUGGUGGCAGCGGGGAAUCGGAGUGGAUUUGAGGCGCUGGGAUGGACUGGGAAGGGGGCGUGUGGGUGGAAGGGCAUAAAUUGCGAUCCGAGGGGAAGGGUGACGGACAUAAGCUUGACAUACCCGAAUGUCCCGUACCGCUUCCCGACGACUAUUGGGCAGAUACCCACCCUCACCACAUUUCGCAUCAAGGGUAACUCUUCGAUUCCUUCCGGUCCCUUCCCUGCAUCUAUCAUCUCCCCGACACUCGUCACGCUCGACAUCAGCGAUACCGCUCUCCAAGGCCCAAUCGCCUCGAUAGACUUCAAGCCUGCUCAGAGCUUGAAUACGCUGUACUUAGCCAACAAUCCUAUCUUGGGUAGUGGAGUACCGGAUCUGCGGACUAACGGGAAGCUUUUGACACUAGCCAUGACCGGUCAGCUGCUCAGCAAUGUGACAGAAGCGAAUCUACCCAGUAGCUUGACCUAUUUAGAUCUUUCGUACAACUCUCUCUCUGGCCAGAUCCCCUCCUUCCUCAGUCUAUCGGGCUUGAAGACUCUAUACCUCGAAUCCAACCAAUACUCGACCUCCCCCUCCGCUCUGCCUUCCGCCCUAUCCGACUUAAAGCUAAACAACAACCCCUCGUCACGCGGCGAGAUGCCUAUGGGAGUAUGCGGGAGCACUCUUUUGGGGAAUUGCGACCUAAGGAAUACGGGUCUAGGCGGUGCGGCGGGGAGUGCGAAUGGGACGAGGAGCUGUGGAAAGUGUUUGUUCUAG
This is a messenger RNA of Dioszegia hungarica, 2382 nucleotides long. RefSeq lists its product as uncharacterized. The transcript has 7 exons. Gene Ontology annotation, molecular function: protein binding. Lineage: Eukaryota; Fungi; Basidiomycota; Tremellomycetes; Tremellales; Bulleribasidiaceae. The record is from RefSeq and is a predicted model, not a curated record. The coding region runs from base 1 to 2382 and encodes 793 amino acids.